AUUCCGUUUUACCAACAACCCUUACCAGACAUUCUAUUCUGUGACAACUUCAAGAUGGCUCCUUUGUGGUUAUGUGAUUUUGCAGGUUGCCAAUCUCCAGCCGUGCAGAGGGCCGGUGACUGCUUGCUUUGUGACAGACAUCUUUGUCGGACUCACUUGCAAGACCAGUGGCACACAUGCCCGAAACCUGAGGUAUGUAGAUACCUGCCUUAUAUUCAAAUUCCUACUAGAUGAGGC
Messenger RNA from Annulohypoxylon maeteangense, 237 nucleotides. RefSeq lists its product as uncharacterized. The transcript has a single exon. The record is from RefSeq and is a predicted model, not a curated record. The annotation marks the transcript as partial. NCBI's taxonomy places the organism in Eukaryota, Fungi, Ascomycota, Sordariomycetes, Xylariales, Hypoxylaceae.